UUAGGUGCCCUAUUUUUCAGCGGCGAAGAUCAAACCGAACUGGCCUUUGAUGAGGCCAUACGCCAGCUAAAUAAUCAAAAAUUAUUCGAGCUACAGUUCGAAACCAUAAAGCGGUAUGUGCCGAAUGAGGAUGAUAGCUUGGUGCUGCAGCAGUUGACCUGUGAACUGCUUGCCCAGGGUGUAGCUGCCAUAUUUGGCCCCAGCUCCAGGGCCACAACAGACAUUGUUGCCCUGAUAGCCAACAAUGCCGGGGUACCCCAUCUCCAGUAUGAUUGGGAUAUACCCAUCGAUUUGGAACAGCGUCGCCUCAAUCAUCAAAUGUCUGUCAGUGUGGCCCCAGCCCUGCAGUCUGUGGCCCGUGCCUAUUUGGAUAUUAUCCGCAAAGAUUAUAAAUGGAAGAAAUUUACCCUCAUCUAUGAAACGGAACAGGGUCUGGCCCGCAUCCAGGAUCUCAUGAACAUUGCCGAAGUGAAGAGAGAAAAUAUCAAGAUACGAAAUCUAGCCGAUUAUCAGGAUGAUCUGCGGGUGUUGUGGAAGGAAAUUGAAGAAGAUUUCCAUGAGCAGCGGCUGAUAAUGGAUUGUGAACCGGAAUCACUGGUAAUUCUGCUAAAUCAGGCCAAGGAGUUUAAGCUAUUGGGACCGUUUAGGAAUUGGUUCUUAACCCAUUUGGACACCCAUAGUUCGGGUCUGCUGCAGGCCAAUAAUGCCGAUUUUAAAUCGAACAUAACCUCGGUGCGUAUCAAAGGCGUCGAUGCCAAUCCAUUUGAAAGGAAGAAGACCCGAAUAACAGAAGUUGAUCAAAUUUUGGGCAAUCAAACCAUGCAACCCACUCUAAUGUACGAUGCUGUGAUCCUCUUUGCCAAUGCUGCCCGAAAUGUUAUAACCAGUGGCAAGGAUUUUGUGGAGCCCACAGGCAGCUGUGAGGCGGAGGGUUUAUAUCCAUGGAUAUUGGGCAAAUAUAUUGUGGGCGAGAUGAAGAGGAUAUCCGAAGACGAUGUUGAGCCACCCUUCAAAACGGAAAAUAUGCGUAUCGAUGAGUAUGGCCUGAGGACAGAAUUCAACCUGGAGAUCUAUAAGCCCACAAUUAACGAACCCUUGGCCACAUGGACCCCAGAUGGCAAUAUACAAUCGGUGCGACGUGAUUUCCAAAUCUCCUCAUCCUCCUCGGCGGCCGUGCAGGAUUUUGCCCAAAGUCGUAGGGUCUACAGGGUGGUCACCCAUUUCGAGGAACCCUAUUUUAUGAUGAAGGAAGAUGCCGAAAAUUUUCGUGGUGAUGAAAAAUAUGAAGGAUAUGCUGUCGAUUUAAUACAAAAAUUAUCCGAACUUAUGGAAUUCGAAUAUGAGUUUGUUGUGGUCAAUGGUAAUGGUAAAUUUAAUCCGGUGACAAAGGAGUGGGAUGGGAUUAUGAGGUCCCUGAUAGAUCAUCGUGCCCAAAUCGGUGUCUGCGAUCUGACCAUUACCCAGCUGCGCCGUAAAUAUGUAGAUUUUACAGUACCCUUUAUGCAGCUGGGUAUUAGUAUCCUGUUUUAUAAACCCGAUCCGGAGGUCAAGGAUAUUUUUGCUUUCUUACAACCCUUUGCUAAGGAGGUGUGGAUGUAUGUCAUCCUGACGCAAUUGGUGAUGACCUUGGCAUUUGUUUUUAUGGCCAGAAUUUCCCACCACGAAUGGGAGAACCCCAACCCCUUGGUCGAGGAUCCCGAAGAAUUGGAAAAUAAGUGGCGUACCCGCAACACCGGCUGGCUUAUGAUUGGUUCCAUUAUGCAGCAGGGUUGUGAUUUAUUGCCAAGAGGUGCCCCCAUGCGCAUGCUCACCGCCAUGUGGUGGUUCUUUGCCCUAAUGAUGUUGAGUACCUAUACGGCCAAUUUGGCUGCCGUCUUGACAAGCAAUAAAAUUAAACCCUCAAUAGAGAGCCUCGAAGAUCUAAUCGAUCAACAUGAAAUUAAAUUUGGCACCUUGGAGGGUGGCAGCACCUCGCUGUUCUUUUCCGAAUCGAAUGAGACGAAUUAUCAAAAGGCUUGGAAUCAAAUGAAAUCUUUCGAACCUUCAGCCUUUACCAAGUCCAAUAAGGAGGGUGUGGAAAGGGUGCGAAAAGGUGAGGGCAAAUAUGCCUUUCUGAUGGAGACCACAAGUUUGUCAUAUAAUACGGAACGGGAUUGCCAUCUCCAACAAAUCGGAGAUCAAAUUGGUGAGAAACAUUAUGGACUGGCUGUGCCGUUGGGCGCCGAUUAUCGCACAAAUCUAAGUGUUUCGAUUUUGAAACUGAGCGAAACGAAUGAGCUGUAUAAGCUGAAAAAGAAAUGGUGGAAAAAUCACAAUGUCACAUGUGAUGAUGAUGAGACCGAUCCGCAGGUUAUCGAUGGUGAUGAAUUGUCUCUGAUCGAAUUGGGUGGUGUUUUCUUGGUAUUGGUGGGUGGCAUUGUGGUGGCCAUUAUUAUAGGGAUCUUGGAGUUUUUGUGGAAUGUUCAAAAGGUGGCGGUAAGGGAGAAGGUCACACCCGGUGAGGCCUUUAAAGCUGAGCUAACUUUCGCCUUGAAAUUUUGGAUUACCAAGAAACCAAAUCGCAUCUCAUCGAUACGCACGAACAGUGAUGAUACAACCUCAAGGGCUUCAAGGUCCACCUCCCGACGUUCUUCAUCUCAGUCGAAGCAAUCGAAACAAUCCAAACAUUCGAAACAUUCAAAGGUUUCCAAACGAUCGAAACGCUCUAAACGUUCGAGAUCACGUUCACGAUCCCACAGCAAGAGUCGUUCGAAGAAAUAUUCAACUUCGGGAUGAA
Musca vetustissima is the source of this 2776-nucleotide messenger RNA. RefSeq names its product glutamate receptor ionotropic, kainate 2 (gene GluRIIA). Gene Ontology annotation, molecular function: glutamate-gated receptor activity; transmitter-gated monoatomic ion channel activity involved in regulation of postsynaptic membrane potential. Gene Ontology annotation, cellular component: postsynaptic membrane; plasma membrane. The record is from RefSeq and is a predicted model, not a curated record. The annotation marks the transcript as partial. The transcript is spliced from 12 exons. NCBI's taxonomy places the organism in Eukaryota, Metazoa, Arthropoda, Insecta, Diptera, Muscidae. Gene Ontology annotation, biological process: modulation of chemical synaptic transmission; monoatomic ion transport; synaptic transmission, glutamatergic.